AUGGAAGGAGAUACGCGGAUUGAGGAAAUUGCAGAAAAGCAAAAGUUUGUACUACAAUAUGUAAUGAAUCGAACGUUUGGUGUAGAUGAGGAUGUAGUGCAAGUACUGAUUCAAGAUUUAUUUGGUGAAUCCGGGUCGCUGAGCCAAACAAUGAAUGAAAUCAACAAAAACAUCCACGACUACGACUUUAAACUCCAGAGGAUUCAGGACCAGCUUGAUGGCCGGCCAACAUGGCAUUUCCAAAACGUGUCCGGGGAUCCUGUUUCGCAAAUGGCCACGCCGUACUCAACGAGCCAAAUUGAGUUGAUGCGAAGAAUCAUCGACUGGAUUAUGCAAGCGGAAGAGUAUCAGUACUCGAUUAGUACGCUGCAGAUACACAAACAUGCUCGCCGGGACAUGUCACUGGCACCAUCCGUGGUGGAAACAUACCUGAGCGCGUUUGAACGAGAUGGUUGGUUGAACCAUCGCGAAGGGAUUUGGACAUUUACAAACCAUGCACUGGCAGACAUGGAGGCAUACCUACACAAUGAGUAUGAAAGCAGCUUGUACGAAUGCAAUGCUUGUCGGGGGAUUGUCACAGCGGGUUACGUUUGCGAAUGUGGAUACUGUUUGCAUGUGUAUUGCUGCAAACAUUUGGCUUACGAGUCAUGUCCUAAUUGCAACACAAGUUGGACAGAAGCUACAAGGAUUGGAAGAUGGUAG
Messenger RNA from Schizosaccharomyces osmophilus, 702 nucleotides. It is a transcript of the gene nse1, whose product is annotated as Smc5-6 complex ubiquitin-protein ligase E3 subunit Nse1. The record is from RefSeq and is a predicted model, not a curated record. Gene Ontology annotation, molecular function: ubiquitin-protein transferase activity. Gene Ontology annotation, biological process: DNA damage tolerance; double-strand break repair via homologous recombination. Bases 1 to 702 code for a protein of 233 amino acids. The transcript has 2 exons. Lineage: Eukaryota; Fungi; Ascomycota; Schizosaccharomycetes; Schizosaccharomycetales; Schizosaccharomycetaceae. Gene Ontology annotation, cellular component: Smc5-Smc6 complex; nucleus.